UAGGAAUCACCAGGCAUAGGAUUUCAAUCGGCAUUAGAUGAAUUCAGGUGCAAAAGAGCGAAAGAUGAGGGGAAGACUCCUGCUCUCGGCGUGGCUGUCGCUCCUCGCAGGGCAAGGGGCCGGGGGGCUCGAGCUGUGUCCGCCGUCGGACGGGAUCGCACCGUGCGCCUGCGUCGUCCAUUCCACUCAGGUCGUCGAUGUAGACUGCAUGGAUGCGGAGACGGUGGAGGAUGUCUACCGGGCCUUCAAUGGUGUGACAUGGGAGUUCAAGAACAUGACGCGCUUUUUACUACAUGAUUUGGAAAUCGAAGAUUUUCCAGAGGAUGUGCUUGGGGACGUUUCCUUCCAAGAUAUGCAGUUGCUAGACAAUGUAUACCUCCGGAGCAUCCAUCCCUCUGCACUUCUCCCAUCGAGGGAUCGACUUGAAACUCUCACCCUGCAGGGGUGUCAUCAGCUCAGUUCUUUCCCGUUUGAGAUCCUUCCAGAAAUGGAGGUGCUGAAAAAUUUGCUGAUAACUUGCAAUAACUUCAAAAACGUCCCGGCCCUUCGCAGCGACAGCCUGAAAACUCUGAAUCUCUGGGACGGUCAAAUAAUUUCCUUGGAAGGGGGAGCCUGGUCCAUGCAAAGUCUGACAACCUUCGUAAUCGGACCUAGUGAACUGGAAGUGUCCUUCGUUGACUGCGAUUGCACCAUCUAUUCCACUCAGACCAUAGACAUAAAUUGCAUGGAUGCAGAAACAUUGGAGGAUAUCUAUCGUCCCUUUGACGAAGUCACCUUAAAUUUGAAGGAAAUGUGGAAAGCUCAAAAAAAGCCAUCCGCACAGAAGUCAAUCGAUUGGAUUGUGGCGUAA
Darwinula stevensoni is the source of this 850-nucleotide messenger RNA. The record is from the annotation of a GenBank genome assembly. Lineage: Eukaryota; Metazoa; Arthropoda; Ostracoda; Podocopida; Darwinulidae.